This is a messenger RNA of Oryza sativa Japonica Group (Japanese rice), 1682 nucleotides long. RefSeq lists its product as uncharacterized. NCBI's taxonomy places the organism in Eukaryota, Viridiplantae, Streptophyta, Magnoliopsida, Poales, Poaceae. Gene Ontology annotation, molecular function: RNA binding; methyltransferase activity. The record is from RefSeq and is a predicted model, not a curated record.
CAUCCACGAGCCUUCGCCGAGCCGAGUUGGAGAAGGCGAGCGAUGCUGCGCGCUUGCGGCGGCGCGUCGCCGGCGGCGGCGGCGGCGGCGGUGCCCGCGCUCGUCAGGGCGCGCCUCGCGAAGCAGGCCUCCUCCGCAGCCCACGCGGCCGCCACCGCCACCGCCUCCGCUUCCUCCUCCCUCUCCGCGCUGGGAGAGGUCGCCGCCGGGCGCAAAGGUUUGGCAAGAGUAGUAUUAAAGAAAGGAAAGACCCAAAUAUUUCGAGAUGGGAGUCCGAUGGUGUAUAGUGGUGCUGUUGAUAGAAUAAUUGGUCGACCUCCUCCAAAAACUGGUGAUGUUGUUCUUGUAGCUGAUGGGGCAGAGAAACCUAUUGGAUGGGGUCUCUAUAACUCUGUGUCCAUGUUUUGUGUUCGGCUGAUGCAACUAGAAGAAGAGGCAAAAAGGGAUCCAACAUGUGCACUAAAUAUGGAAAGACUGCUUGAGGCAAGGAUUUUAUCUGCUGUGGAUUUACGGCGCAGUUUAGGUCUCCCUUCAGUUCACACAAAUGCUUAUCGUCUCAUCAACAGUGAAGGGGACAGAUUGUCUGGUCUAAUAGUGGAUAUCUUUGCUGAUGUUGCUGUAGUUGCUUCAUCUGCUGCUUGGGUUGAGAAAUAUAGGCAUGAAAUCCAGUUCCUUGUUAACAAAGUCAGUGAUGUGAACCAUAUAAAGUGGAGAUCAUCAACAGAUAUUCUAAAAGAAGAAGGAUUAGAUGUAUCAGAACAAAAGGAUCCUGAAUCGUCUUCACACUGUGGAACAGUGGAGGUCAUGGAGAAUGAUGUUCUCUAUCUAGUCUCAUUGGAGGGGCAGAAAACAGGGUUUUAUGCAGAUCAACGUGAGAACCGUCAUUUCAUAUCAACACUCUCAAAGGACCAAAGGGUUCUUGAUCUGUGCUGCUAUAGUGGUGGUUUUGCUCUAAAUGCAGCAAAGGGUGGUGCUAAUAAUGUCAUUGGCAUUGAUUCAUCAGCAUCAGCACUAGACCUUGCCAAUAAGAAUAUUAUCCUGAAUAAGCUUGACACCCAAAGGAUUUCGUUUGUAAAAGAAGAUGCGACUGCAUUCAUGAAAGGUGCUAUCUCAAGAAAUGAGGUCUGGGACUUGGUAAUCCUUGAUCCUCCAAAGUUGGCACCUCGAAAAAAGGUGCUACAAAGUGCCUCGGGUAUGUACAGAAGCUUGAACGCUCUUGCGAUGCAAGUGGUAAAGCCAGGGGGGUUACUCAUGACAUGCUCAUGCUCUGGAGCUAUGACCCAAAGCGGCCUCUUCCUCAGAACCAUUCAGGGUGCUGCAUCAAUGACCGGCCGAAAGGUUACAGUUCUACGCCAAGCAGGGGCAGCCUGUGAUCAUCCCGUAGAUCCUGCAUACCCUGAAGGCCGAUAUCUCAGCAAUUACUUGCUCCGAGUGACCUGAAGGAAAAAAAAAAAGGCUUAGAAGCCUUCUACUGACCAAUUACCGCACAGCAUUUUCCUAAGAGCUGAUGCUUUGAAGUUAUAGUUCAGUUUCAUUUCAUUUUUUAAGUCAUACUUGUUAGAUCAAGAAACUUUCCGAAGGAAAGAUGUAUGAUGAUAUAGAUUUUGAAGAUUAUUUGUUAAUUUCUAGCGCAGAUCAUUAUUUACCCUUGUUGAGAUUAACGUUUUUAACACUUUUUUAUA